GGUGCUGGCGAUGCUCGGGGUCGUGCUCGCGGGGCGGGUGAGCCUGGGGAGCCGCUGGGCCGCGUCGCCCCCCGCUCCGUCGGCGGCCCCGCGCGGGCGCAGCGGCGCCCCGGCCGGGGAGCGGAGCCUGCUCUCCCGGCGGAGAUCGCGCUCCUGGAGCUGGCCCGCUUCGGGCUCGAGGCCGAGGCCGCCGCCAGCAGGCUGCCCCAGCACCUUGGGAGGGAGGCCGAGCGGCUGCGCGGUGCGGCGAGGGACGCCCACAGGCUCCGGGCUCCAGAGGAGGGACAGGUUCGGGAAGAGUUCCCGCAGGUCGAGCAGGGUUACCAGAGCAUGUCUCAGCACUGGCAGGGCCUCCUGGCCAAGGCGAAGGCGAGCCUGGAGCCGCAGUGCGCGGCGGGCGGCGCCUGCGGCCCACCGUAGUGGCCAGGCGUCGCGGGGGUCCUCCCCGCGCGCUGCGGCCCAAGACCUCCGAGCCGACCCCGUGGGGCUUCACGGCGCGUGCUCUCGCGCGCGGCGCGGGAAGA
Messenger RNA from Prorocentrum cordatum, 524 nucleotides. The record is from the annotation of a GenBank genome assembly. Lineage: Eukaryota; Dinophyceae; Prorocentrales; Prorocentraceae.